This is a messenger RNA of Phytophthora sojae, 297 nucleotides long. RefSeq lists its product as hypothetical. NCBI's taxonomy places the organism in Eukaryota, Oomycota, Peronosporomycetes, Peronosporales, Peronosporaceae. The annotation marks the transcript as partial. The transcript has a single exon. The record is from RefSeq and is a predicted model, not a curated record.
AUGUCAGCGACAACCGAUGAAGUUGAAACUCAGGAUGACCGCGAGCGGCGCCAGCGCUACGAAGACACGGAGCGUGAACUGCUGGCGGUACUGGAGGCUGAGACCGUGGACGAGUCGACGCGCAAGCGGCAGCUCGUGGGGCUCUUCGAUCGCUUCCGGACUGAAUACUCGCAACUGAGCGUCAAGCUGCGCGAGAGUCUGCGGCUCCAACGUCGCUUGAUGGACAAGUGUCUGCAGAUGAAGAACGAGCUCGUGGUGUGCGCCCUCAAGAUCAAGACGAGAGAGCAAGUGCAGGCG